UGUUAAUUUGCUGGUAUAUAACAUUUAUUUGUCCAUCCAUUCACGUGUUCCUUUGCUCAAAACUAACGACUCGCUCAUUUUUUAAAAAAAGUUGUGUUCCAGUGCUAAAAUCAAAGCAAAAUGGUUCUUUGUCCAAAAUGACAACUGUCAAACGGGAAAAGUGAUACAGGAAAAGCGUUGCCUUAACACGAUUAUUGAGGAACAAAUAGUAUAGUUUGGAACGAAAAUGCACCAGAAACCUUUAUUCAACAAGAGACUUUACAAGGCUCAAGCUGGAAUAGCGAUAUCAAAGCAAGCAAGCGAAAUUCUCCAACGUGAUCCAAAAAAGCCACGAAAUAAAACCGAACUUCUGAUCAUCCGCCCAAUCGUAAGUGGACUAAAGGAAAUUCACAAAAAUCUUGAGUUUGUCAAAACGGCGUUGAGCCACGCCAUCACCUUCAAAAAGCACGAGUCCAAUAUUACGAUAGAGAAAGAAAGUCAUGAAACACAAAUGUCUUGCUAUUACAUUCUUUUUGGUUCUGUUGAAUCACUUUAUAGUGUAAAAAAUGAAAACACUACUAACACUAAUGGAGAAGAAGAACUGAUAUCUUAUACAAACAUAGCAGGUGACUACAUAGGUCUACUAUCUGCCGAUGGACCAAAUUUCGAUCUGCCAACUCCAGAAUUCAUUGCCACAAUUGGAAACUGUGAAUUUCUCAGAAUUGAUCGUGCUAUAUUUCACGAAAAGAUCGAAGAGGGACAAAAACAAUUUCGUUGUGAGAUAACAAGGUUUUUAAAUGAAAACAGUUUAUUUCGUGAAAUAACAGAAGAUGAUCAACAGAAGCUUGUGGGACAAAUGGUGAAGCAAGAGUUUUCAGCCGGAAAAGAGAUUUUAAUUCAAGGACAAAAACAAGAGCAUGCGUUUUUUGUCGUUGAGGGACGCUGUGCGUAUUUUAGACGAGUUUAUUUUCCAGAUCAAAAUCGCAGCGAGCUUUUUAAAAUGUGUUAUAUUGAAAAAGGUUCUUAUUUUGAUGCAUCUUGCGUCAUUGAUGGAAAAAGUAGUAAAUACUCGGUGUAUACAGUUGGACUGGUAACGUGCUUCUUGUUAAACAAAUGGACGAUGAAAAACACUGAAAGUUUGCUGCUUGCUAUGAAGAAAAACAGGCCAAAAUUUCCAAAUGAUGAGGAGCUUAAGAGUCUGGUAAAAGAAAGCAAUAAAUGGCAAAACUUCAAAAGAGAGUGCGUUUGCUUGGCAAAGUCAAGUAAGCCAAAAAGCCAAAUUAUGCCUCAACUACGAAGAGUGGACAGACAAAGGAAACAAACAGAAAAAGAAGAUACGAAAAUGAGGGCGAAUAAAAUUAGCUCAGGAUCUAACCUGGCCAAUGACAAUCGGAUGGCAAAAAAAUGUAAAGGACUAGACGGAGAAACAAAAUCUUUUGUUCAGAAUGCAUUGUUAUCAAGACGAUCCAGAAAAUCUAAAAAUUCCAAUAAAAAAGACGUUGAGUUAGAAAAGCAAACCGAUGAAAACAUUGCAAAUAGGACAAAAAUUCUGGAGCACAGCUCAAAGAAACAAAGCGUAGCAAUGAGCUACAGUAAAAUCUGCAGUGCAAAUACGCAGAAUUCAUCGAUGGAGACGCAACUCGUUGAUGGAUACAGUGAACGACAUAGCGUAGAUGGUGAAUGUAAGUAUGUGGGCAUGGACAAAGAUAAAACAUCCACGAAAGUUACCACUCAUUGGGAAUGGACAAAUACAAGCUUAUCACAAUUUGAAAAUCACUCACUGAUAAAUUUAGAAGACACCACUGAAGCUAAAGCACCCAAUAUUGUCUUGCCCACGCACAAAAUGUCUGAGGAAAGGCCAAAGAGAGGCGAACAUUGGGUGUCAAGUGAAAAAAAGUUUAAAGUGAAGGAAAUUGUAAAUAUGAAACUCCCAAGCAGGCGGACCCUGUCAAAUAUGGAAUAUCGAAGACACGAGCCAAGUAUGUUUUCUGACUUUGAUUAUUUAAAAAAAUUGGAAAUUAAAACAGACGUAGAUCCAUUUGUUCAAAAGGAAAAGAAUAGACAAUGGCUACGAGAUGCUAAAAAGAGAUUUGCAUAUGGUGGUAGGAAGUAUAGUCCAGGAAAGAGUCCCAUCAUAGUCAUCGAAGAACUUUGUCUUGAUAUGAAAGACAAGGAAAACAACCAUGAAUUGAAAGCAACAAGACUGCAAACAUUACAUGAAGAUAAAGAUGAGGAAAAUAUUGCUGCAAGCAAAAAUGUGUGGGCGACGUCUAUACACGAAAGUCACUUCGAAGCUGCGCAGUCUGCUGAGAAGGCAAAAUCAGACAUUGCAGAGUUGAAAAAUCAACUGAUUCAACUUGGAUGGACUCACAAAAUGCUAGCUGAACAAACGAAAAAAAGAAGAGAAAUACGUAGGAACAUCUCUGUCACAAGCAAUACAAAUGGUGAAACAGAAGAUGAGAAAGACUUCACUGAAAACCUCGACAAAAAAACAACUGAACGUAAACACAAAGUUCUGAGACGUCAAGUAUCCAUACAUAAGAUCCUUGAAGGACAUUCAGGGAAGUCCUAUAGAAGACAUAAAAGUGCCCCGGAUGCAAAAUCACUGAUGGGACGAAGAAUAUCGUUAAGUCAACAAUGCUCAACUGCUUUGUUUGGAGAGAAAAAUGGAGGCAGAACGAUCAAGAAGCGAAGAAAUUUUACAGUGUCAUAACCAGUGUCACCUCACAGGUGUUAUUCAUGAAUACCUGGUAAAAACAUAACUUAUUGAUAUGUUUCAUUUAAGCCACAAUACAACUAAGUUCUUGAUGUUAUAACAGCAAACUGUGAAAAAAUAACUCAUUGGUAAUUGAGGCUUUCUUCUUUGACUCAAACUCAAAUGGUCUCUAAAGUAUGGCAUCAAAUGUUGGUGUUGAUUCAGUACUUUAGUAAUACUAGUGUCAAUCAUUCUCCCAAUAACAUUUCUCAAACCAAUGUUUAAAGUUUUUUAGAAAUGAUAAAUGAUAAAAUCUUUGUCCUCCGUUCACUUAA
Molecule: messenger RNA, 3009 nt
Organism: Xenia sp. Carnegie-2017
Lineage: Eukaryota; Metazoa; Cnidaria; Anthozoa; Malacalcyonacea; Xeniidae
Exons: 11
Coding region: 227-2692 (821 amino acids)
Source: RefSeq, a predicted model, not a curated record